Messenger RNA from Silurus meridionalis, 1555 nucleotides. It is a transcript of the gene phb1, whose product is annotated as prohibitin. Gene Ontology annotation, biological process: mitochondrion organization. The record is from RefSeq and is a predicted model, not a curated record. Bases 123 to 938 code for a protein of 271 amino acids. The transcript is spliced from 7 exons. Gene Ontology annotation, cellular component: membrane; mitochondrion. NCBI's taxonomy places the organism in Eukaryota, Metazoa, Chordata, Actinopteri, Siluriformes, Siluridae.
CAAAAUGCUUGUUAUUUGGCGGUCUUGCGCAUGCUCAGAACGCACACGCGUUCAUGUGGUUCCUACGUAGGCUCCAGUGGAGGUCACAGUGAACCGUCAGAAGCUUGGACCCUGAGUCUGCCAUGGCGAAGCUCUUUGAGUCCAUUGGGAAGUUGGGAUUGGCUCUGGCUGUUGGAGGAGGUGUGGUUAACUCUGCCCUCUACAAUGUUGACGCUGGCCACCGGGCAGUCAUCUUUGACCGCUUUAGAGGAGUUCAGGACACCGUGGUUGGAGAGGGAACGCACUUCCUGGUUCCUUGGGUACAGAAACCUAUCAUCUUUGACUGCAGGUCCCGACCACGCAACAUUCCGGUUGUCACUGGAAGCAAAGAUCUGCAGAACGUGAACAUCACUCUGAGGAUAUUGUUCAGGCCUGUAGCAGGUCAGCUCCCGAGGAUCUUCACCAGCAUUGGUGAGGACUAUGAUGAACGAGUGCUUCCUUCUAUCACCACUGAAGUACUGAAGGCUGUCGUGGCCAGGUUCGAUGCAGGAGAACUAAUCACUCAGAGAGAGCACGUGUCCAAGCAGGUCAGUGAAGAUUUGACCGAGAGAGCAUCCACCUUCGGCCUCAUUCUCGACGACGUCUCGCUGACACAUCUGACGUUUGGUAAAGAGUUCACAGAGGCUGUGGAGAUGAAGCAGGUGGCCCAACAGGAAGCUGAAAGGGCUCGGUUUGUUGUGGAGAAAGCAGAGCAGCAGAAACAGGCAGCCAUCAUCUCAGCAGCCGGUGAUUCUCAGGCUGCGCUGCUUAUCGCCAACUCUCUGGCAGUGGCAGGAGACGGCCUGGUGGAGCUGAGGAAGCUGGAGGCAGCCGAGGACAUCGCCUUCCAACUCAGCCGCUCGCGCAACGUCACCUACUUGCCCCCGGGUCAGGGCACACUGCUGCAACUGCCCCAAUGAGGCGCAUACAGUGCAUGAACGCAAACAUGAACUCACACACUUCGGUGCACUACCCCUUCCAGGAUAACUCGAUGAAGGAGCGUGGCGAGGAGAAAUGUGGAGACUGAAGAGCCUACACACAACGUAUUCGGGGUGCGAUAGGCAGCUCUCCUUUUUGCUCUAUUUGUUUCACCUGUUACUCUUCACUCUCUCUUUCGGCUGAAAUUACGGACUGGAAUUUUUCCACCAGUGAAACGGAGUCAGGGGGUGGAUCUGGAACGCAGCAGCUCCGCAGUGUGUGUGUUUGUGUUUGUGAAAUGCAACAACGUAUAAAUUGUGUGUUAAUGUCUGAAUGAGUUCCCCCCAAAAACAGCACUGUAACCUUCAAGAAUAAGAAGACGAGAAACGUCAAACGCAGUUAUAAAUAGUGGGUAAAAUCAUUUCAUCUGUUAGUUUCACUCUCUGUCCCUGUUAGCCUGACUGUUCUGAUGUUUUGUUCAUAUUCUUUUCUAAUUGUGUGGCAGAGAAGCACACGUGCAUUCCAGCAGUCACAGAUUGAUAGAUUUAAUCUAUUUCUACUGAAAUGUAAUGAACUUGUCAGUGUAAAUCUGAAUAAAUUACAAAUUUUGGUUUCUUGA